Molecule: messenger RNA, 3167 nt
Organism: Nerophis ophidion (straightnose pipefish)
Lineage: Eukaryota; Metazoa; Chordata; Actinopteri; Syngnathiformes; Syngnathidae
Gene: klhl36
Product: kelch-like family member 36
Exons: 11
Coding region: 600-2519 (639 amino acids)
Molecular function (GO): cullin family protein binding
Source: RefSeq, a predicted model, not a curated record
AACGGUUUAUGGAAGAGAAGGACAAGGACUGACCCGAGCUCUCGGACCAUGAGAGGAUUAUAGAUCUGGCCUUUUUGGUCGAUAUGCUGUGUCACUUGGACAGACUGAACCUGACCCGGCAGGGUAAGUUAAAAAUACUGCUUGACCUGGUGCAAAGUAUGUUUGCGUUCAUCAACAAACUGAAGCUGUUCAAGGCGCAUAUUCAGAAGGGAGAUUUAACGCAUUUUCCCACUCGCCUAAAAGCCAGCGGGCAAGAGACAGAUAUGGACACUGGUUGAAAAACUGCAGGAAAGCUUUGUGAUUGAUUGAUUGAUUUCCAACUGAAAAGUCCACAGAUUACAUUCCUCGUCGACCCAUUUAAUAUGGAUACGGAUUGUUUGAAAGCCCGGCUCGUCACAGAUGAGGCUGCGACUGAGUUGGAGAUGAUUGAUCUUUGUGAGGAGGACCAACUGAAAGCUGCUUGAAGUGAAAUCAAAGCAUCGAUCUGUUCGGACUGAAACCCAUGUGAAGGAAUUGCUUUGAGUGGCAACAACGGGAUACAAGCCAGAUUUGAAGAAGAUUGUCCACGGCAAGGAUGGCCAGAAUUCCCACUGAGCAACAUGCAUAAUAAACACCAAUACAGCAUCAUGGAAAUUGAAAGCCGUGUAUGUCGGCAGCGACUGAGUGAGUCAUCCAAGGUGUUCUUGUGGGCCGAUCAAGCAGUGGAAUUGUUGCAGGGGCUCAAUGAGCAGCGACAACACAGCCACCUGUGUGAUGUGGUGCUGGCGGCUGACAAGCAACCUCUUCACGCUCACAGAGCCCUGCUGGCCGUCUGCAGCCCUUACUUUCAUGCUAUGUUCACUUUGGGAAUGAGAGAGAAGCAACAACCACAGGUGCAGCUUUUUGGUUUGUCGUACGUUGGUCUGAAGACAGUCCUGGACUUCUUUUAUACUGGAGAGCUUCCAUUGGACGGCAGGAAUAUUGAAUCUGUGCUACAAGCUGCUCAUCACUUACAGAAUAUUGAGCUCAUAAAGGAGAUUAAAGAAGCGACCGGCCAACUCCACCUGGGUCCUAUAAACGUAAUUGCAAAUGUAUGGAAAGUGGUGGAUCUCUGCUGCCAGUUUCUGCAGCAGGAGGUGAGCGAGGAGAACUACUUGUACCUGCAGGAGUUGGCUCAGCUCUACAGUCUACAGCGACUUGACGCCUCCAUCGAUGACUUCCUCCUCAAACAUUUUGCUACCCUCUCCUUCACCCCAAACUUUCUUCGUGACAUUCCUUUGCACAAGCUAACCGCUUACCUCUCCAGUAACCAAAUUUGUCACCACGAUGAGCAGGAGCUGUUUCAGACAAUUUUACGUUGGCUCGCUCAAACUCUUGAGCGGAAAAUCCAUGCCAAACAGCUCCUGUCCCACAUUCGCUUUCCGCUGAUGCCGGUGGAGUACCUGGUCGACCAGGUGCUGCCGACACUGCAAACACUUUUUCCAGCUGAGGCCAGUUGUAAGGCCAUGGUGGAGGAAGCCUUGGAGUACUGUCGAAGCACAAGCGAGCAGCCGAUUCGGCAAACAGGACGCACUAUGCUGAGGGGAGGAGAGGAAUGCUUGUUGCUGAUUGGUGGAGAGGUGUCAGAGCGAGGAGAGGAGCUCAGUGCUAACGUUUGCCGGCUGAAUGGUGAUCGUUGGGAGACAGAAACUGAACUUCCUACUCAGCAAAGCCACCACUGCCUGGCUGUGCUUGGAGGCUUUAUCUUUGUUGCAGGUGGAAGUUUGUCCACCUCCAACGUUGGAGAUGCUGCGUGUAACUUGCUGUACAGAUACGAUCCUCGCCACAACCAAUGGACCAAGGGAGCUUCGAUGAAUGAGCCCCGGGUAAACUUUUACCUGGCCGCAGUGGGAGAAUGCUUGAUUGCUGUGGGUGGAAGAAAUGCCUUUGGAGCGUUGUCUUCUGUGGAGCGAUACUGUCCUGCUGAAGACCGCUGGUCCUAUGUAGCAGGACUGCCAAGGUUGACGUACGGCCAUGCCGGCACCUUGCAUCACGGUGUGAUUUACAUUUCCGGCGGACAUGAUUGUCAGAUCGGACCGUUUCGCAAAGACGUCCUGUGCUAUGAUCCAUUGGCGGAUGGCGACAUGUGGGUGGAAUGCCAACCCAUGGCGCUGGCUCGGUGCUGGCACUGCAUGGCCUCCCUCAAGAAUCUAAUCUACGCCAUCGGGGGCAGCAACGACCACGAGGAUACCAGUGAGCGAUUUGACAUUCUGCAGGUGGAGUCCUACAACACACGCAGCCAACAAUGGAGUCAUGUGGCACCCCUUCUGUUGCCAAACAGUGAGGCGGCCCUGGCGGUCUGGGCCGAGAGGAUUUAUGUGCUGGGCGGCUACAGCUGGGAGAAAAUGAAUUUCUCUGGGACAACUCAAGUGUACAAUCCUGAUGAAGACGUGUGGUCCACAGGGCCUGACCUGCCUAAACGCAUCGCAGGAUCCUCAGCUUGUGUGUGCGCCAUUAAAGCUCCUUUUACAUCUCUGAAUCCAGAGGGGAUCAAAAGUUGACAAGUGGGCCUCAUCAUGUCCAACUAUGGUAAGAUGUGAACAUCAAAUCUGCAAUAUUAGGUUAGAACAUAUUAAUUUUUUUUUCACUGCUUGCCUUUUCGUGAACAUACAUUCCAAAAAAACGAAAAAAAGUGGAAAUAAAUGAGGAAAUAGUUGAAAUGUUGAUCAGACUGGCUCAUGUUGACAUAAGUUGUCAACAUUACCGAACUAUUUAUUGCUUGCAGAUUUACUUACUUUUCUGAAAAAACUCUUAUUUUUUUUUUUUUUCUCCAUUCAUGCAUCCAGAAUCCAGGCUAAUAUUGCUAUGCUUCUACUUUGAAGUUGACUUUCCGAUGAACAGGAAGUAGCAGUAGUCCAGGGUGACUGUUCAAUUACUGCUGCUGAACAAAAAAGUACAUUGCAGCUUUUUAGAGAGAUGCUAGGUUGUAUCUUCAAGUGCUACAGGUAUGUUUUGAAUUACAAUUUUGGCACUUUUAUAUUCUUUCAUAUGUUUUGUGGCAACUACUGAACACAUCACGGUUGCACGGCACAAAUUGUGGAGUGGAACACAGGAGUUGCUUUAUAAAAGAAUAAAAACUACAAAAUGAAGACAGGCAAAAUAUUAAUGAUGUACACUUGCUCUAAAAAUAAAUAAAAAUAUAUACAUUU